This is a messenger RNA of Pyrus x bretschneideri (Chinese white pear), 1048 nucleotides long. RefSeq lists its product as uncharacterized. Bases 51 to 953 code for a protein of 300 amino acids. The record is from RefSeq and is a predicted model, not a curated record. The transcript has 6 exons. NCBI's taxonomy places the organism in Eukaryota, Viridiplantae, Streptophyta, Magnoliopsida, Rosales, Rosaceae.
AAAAUGUGAUGCUGGUAUAGCAAAUCACCAGCGAGAGGGAAAGAGAGGCGAUGGCUGCUCACGCGGGACGGCUUCUGAGGCAAUGGCCGAUGUGGCAGCAGCAUUGCUGCUCAAACGCCGCCUUCCACUACCUUAUCUUCUCCCCCUUACUUCCGGUCACCACGAGAACCAACUCCCGUCGUCCGUCUUUGACCACCGUCCACCUGGGCACUCGCGGCGUCCAUAAACUAUUACGCGGGCUCAGACCGUCCGAUUACCAAGACGCCAACACCGCCAGUUCGGGUUCAGAUUCGGAUUCGGAUGCAGUCACGUACAAGAGCCGCAACGAGUUGAAGCGCCACGCCCGAUGCGCCGUCCGUUGGGCUAUGGACCUCGCCUCCUUCUCCACCCCUCAAAUCAAACGCAUUGUCAGAGUGGCUUCUCUGGACCAAGACGUGUUGGAUGCUGUGAUACUAGUGAAGAAACUAGGACCUGAUGUUCGAGAAGGGAAGCGAAGGCAGUUCAAUUAUAUUGGGAAACUGCUGCGGGAUGUGGAGGCCGACUUGAUGGAUGCUUUGAUUCAGGCUACGAAAGAUAGCGAUGAAAGUAAGCUGCAAGCUUUAUCAGGUCCGGAAACAUUGGGGGUUGAUGAUGUUGCCGACGAAGAAGAAGCGGAAGAAACUGAUUGUGAGGAGGAAGAAGAGGGUUCUCACAUUGAUGAAGCGACCAGAUGGUUUGAUGGUCUGAUCAGUAAGGACAUUAAGAUCACCAAUGAAGUUUAUUCAAUUUCAAAUGUUGAUUUUGACCGUCAGGAACUAAGGAAACUUGUCCGAAGUGUGCAUUCUAGAUUGGAACAGAAGGUUGAUUUGGAGGAAAAUACGGGAAGGAUUGGUGCAGCGAGAGUGAGUGCUGAAAAGGCACUCACCAGGUUCCUUCGUUCCCUUGCUAAACGUAGCCUAGAGAUUGAUAUAUGAUAUUUUACUUUCUAUCAUUAUUCAUGUGUCAUUACGUAGUAUGUCUUAAAGAAUGCAAUUUUUGAGUGAUCAACUUGGCUUGCUUUUUCAUUUCA